This is a messenger RNA of Triticum urartu, 2782 nucleotides long. NCBI's taxonomy places the organism in Eukaryota, Viridiplantae, Streptophyta, Magnoliopsida, Poales, Poaceae. The record is from RefSeq and is a predicted model, not a curated record.
UUUCGUUUUCAACAGGAGGCAACAAUCUAGGCCCAUAUAGACACAACGAAAGGCCCGUUUCUUUGUCCAGUGCCUUAUAAAGGACGAGAAGGGCUGACCUAAUAUCCUUGGCUCCCUCCACAGAACCUGGCGGUGCAAGAGAAGUGCCUUCUAGCACGAAGCUCCGGGCAGAAAGGAACUCUCCAGGAAAGGUAAAGAGCAAGUUCUUUUCACCUGCGAUCUUUGGAGCUUCACUUUGUUUUCAGUUUUCCCACCUCCAGUCCUUUUAAUGCCAGCACGUUCCUUCUGCAGCAAAUUUCCCUAUGGAUGGAGACGAGGUCUUCGACCGGGCCUCGCUUGGAUCUACAUCGUCGGUGAACAAAAUAAUCCAUCCAUAUGUUCAGAUUGGUCCAGCCACUGUAAGGGCGCCAGCCAGAAUAAUGCUUAGUCUCCUGUUAGAGCGGCUUAACAUACCUGACGCCAUUUACCGUCGAAGGCCAUACUCACAUGACACAGUCAGUGUCACAGUGCUCUUCUACACCUCUCCACCGAUUAAUGGAGUCAGUCCACCACAGAUGACAAUUACCGGUGUUCGCUCUGCCAAUCAGGAAGUGGCAGAAGAUUCUGCGGCUGUGGCAGCCAUCAGGUACAUGGAAAACGCUACAAACACUAUCGUGAUCGAUCUAAACUAUGCAGGGUUCAAAAGGAUGCAGCAAGACAAUGGUUAUCUCAGACUCAGACUUAACGAGGCGUUUGAGGCGAUAGACAAGCUUUCUAAAGGCUGCUUAAUUGCUGUCAGAUACAUGUGUGCCUUCUCAGAUCAGCUUCACAAUGUUAUCGCGCAUGCCUUUCCACCUGCUCGUGCUGUGGACAAAACCACCAAUGAAACCCUUAUGAACAUUGAAGUGGUGGCGAAUAAUCUGAAGGACAGAAGCCACCAUUUAGAGAAAAAACUAUACAAGGUUAAAAGACAGGCUCAGGCACGAGAGCAUGAGAUAUUCGCACCGGUCAUUCGCCGGCGAUGAUCAGGUGGUGCCAAGAACAGCUUGCUUCGACGCUGAUGAUGUUGCCACUAUGUCUUAAUUAGCUUCUGUUAGAGGGUUUACCUUUUGCAAUAGUGCCUUAUGCCUCGUGAAAACUGUUUGAUGCCUAAGCCUUUUGUACAAAUACCUACCAUUGAAUGUUAUGUUGCAUCAAAAUGAUGCCCAGUUUGAAAAAUGUCAGUCCCUGUUAGCCUUGUAUGUGAUUUACUUGCUCAAAAUUCAUCUCACCAACGCUUUGUCUGCUUCUCCCGCCCUAUCUCACUCAAUUAUAUGCCCUGCUUCUUUUAAUCGGGUUGUGGUUUUACUUUGUGCCUGACUCCUGCUGUUUUUAGUCAAGAUAAAUACUCAACUCCUGCUGUUUUUAGUGAGGAUAGAUACAUGUACAACUAAGCAUGCUAAACUUAUGCGGCUGGCACUCGUGAUUGCUCACAUCGUUUGCACCGGGCACCGCGCGCCGGGGCGCGCUCCUGGUCUGCUACUACAAAAGAGAAGGCUGGUCAUGGGCAUGAGGUAGAAGGCGUCCACCAUUACAUUGGCCCUGGGUCGAGCGUUGAAGCCACAGGUGCAACACUAAUAGCACAUCUAGCCCCUUAAGUGUGUUUUAGUGUUGAUGACAUAUUAUUGGAGUGACUAACACUCGAACUAAGUGAUCCUCUGGUGUUUAGUCUCAUAUGAUGAAAAUUAUGGAGGUGAGAAACACCUCGAUUUAAAAAGGAAAAAGGGGCCGGCAUAUUGAAAAAAGCCAAAGAUCUUUGUUUUAUUUAAGUCACAGGAAAGUCACACUAUAAGAGAGGUUGAGGUCAUGUAUAAGUGUGGGGAUCAUGAACUAUAUUUUCCAUAUGAAACCCACACCCAAAAAACAUACACAAAAGCCUCUUCAUUAACCCCUCCAUAAAAAUCCUCUUGGCAUCUUUCUAGAGAUAUCCCGGAGCUUCGGGGUCCGUGGUGCUCCGAGAACCUAACCCCUGGACCUCUAGGGGUCCCCUUGGUUGUGGCUAGACACUUCGAGUCAUCAGGGUCCCUGGCCCUCAUGCCUUUAAGGUUCAUCCUGGUUUUGCCUUUGGAUAGGCCAGACAUCCUCGGUCUCGUGGGACAUCAACCACUAUCUAAGCCGAGGUUCGGGCUUGCUAUUUAUUACGGGUUAUGUUUAUUAUUUUCAUGAUUGGCGGUCUGUUUUCGUCCUUUCUAAAACACAUCACACAAGUAGAUUUUGGAGAGCAUGACAGUGUAGGUGCUUGAUGUGAAGGAAUCUGUCGAGGUUUGCACCCCUGCAAUGUCUUAUGGCAGUUCGAAUAUAUGAAAUUUCUGAGUACAUACGCGAAAUUUCAGAGAGCAUCACACAAGUAGAUUUCGGAGUACAUACACGAAAUUUCUGAGUAUCUAUGAGUGUUUGUGUUGCAUAUAAAUAAUAGUCGCUCUGUUCACAAAUAUAAGAUAUUUUAAAUUUCAAUAUAGACUAUAUACAGACUAAAAUAAAUAAACAAGCACAUUAAACUGUGUCUAUAUGCAAUCGAUUCAUAAAAAAGUUAGAACAUCUUAUAGUGAACGGAGGGAGUAGCUUUUUAUUUAUCCAUCCGAUGCAUCACAACCUCCACAAGUAAAGUCACUAAACAAACAGAUGGUGCAUACAAGGUACAGUCACAGUGCUCAUAAAGCUCAUAUCACUUUGCUUUUCACUUCUUAGAUCUUCUUCUCUCAAAGUCCCUUUCGUUGUGCACCCGAGCAGUAUAUACCCAGAAGUCUUUGUUCAGUGUUUCCGU